GAUGGAGUUUCAGGGCAAUGCAACCACCUUAGAGCCGACAUUUGGGACAAAUGUCACAGAUGGUGACUUCAGCAACGGGAUGGCUGUCUCAGAAUGGCCAACACCGGGCGACCACUUGGUGAUCUGCGGCAACGAGAGCACUACCCUCCCGCCGGAAUGUAACGUGACCACGGCACCGCCCUUAGACCCCCUGGGAGGACACCAGGUUUGGGAGGUGGUGCUGAUAUGUCUGCUCACCUGUUCUCUCAGUAUCAUCACCGUCGGAGGAAACAUUCUGGUCUUCGUGUCCUUCCGAGUCAACCGACAACUUCACACCGUCAAUAACUACUUCCUGCUGAGUCUGGCGGUGGCCGACACCCUGAUCGGACUCUUGUCCAUGAACUUGUACACCGUGUAUAUGGUGAUGGGCAGGUGGGCCUUAGGACCGGCGAUCUGUGACCUGUACUUGACCGUGGACUAUGUGAGUUCCAACGCCUCCGUCAUGAACUUGUGCGUGAUCAGUUUUGACCGCUACUUCUCCAUCACCCGUCCGCUGACGUACCGCGCCAAGAGAACCCCCAGGCGGGCCGCCUGUCUGAUCGCCUUGGCCUGGGUGACGUCGGUGCUGGUGUGGGCACCGCUCAUCGUGGGCUGGCAGUACAUCGUGGGCGGUAGGAACGUACCGGAGGGCCAGUGCUACAUCCAGUUUAUAGAGGACAGUGUUUACGUGAACUAUUUAACCAUAGCAGUGGCUUUUUACAUCCCGGUCAUUAUCAUGUGUACUCUGUACUACAGGAUCUACAGGGAGACGCAGGAGAGACAGAAAAACCUUUCUGUGUUGCAAGCAAGUAGCAAGUUUACAACAUCCCGAUCGAAUACUUCGCUAACGUCUUCGGCAAAGCUAUCCGAAGGACAUCGCCACCAGGCUAAGGCGCACGACGCUGUAGACCCUAGUGGAAAAGGAGAUGAACGUCCUUCCAUCUCAAGAAAAGCAUCAUAUAAGGACGAUGAAUCGUCACUGGAGAGCCCUGAUAGCAUACCCACCAAGGCAGAUCCCAAAACGAAACACAUUGUCACCGAGAAACCCACAAAGCACGCUUCAAGACUGAAGAAGUACAACAUCAUCACUAAAAUAUCAAAAGAUGGAAGCAUGGGUAAGAAGGCCAAAAUGCCGGCAACAGAGAUCAUAGAUGACCCAAACACCCGGGCUCCUUCACCGGGGGACACCAGACGCAGGCGUGGCGCUCCACUCACCAGAAUGAAUGCUCACUACAGCAAGGGCAGAAGGGGAAGGAGAAAUGGAAGUUUUGCCAACUUGCUGAGAACGAGUAAGGCUCUACGAAUGUUGAGUGCCAUUCUCUUAGCUUUUGUCAUUACCUGGUUACCAUAUAGUGUGACUGUGCUAUUUAAACCAUUUUGUGAAGUGCCACAGAUAGUCUGGGACGUAGGGUACUGGCUGUGCUACGUCAACAGCACAAUCAACCCUUGGUGCUAUGCCUUUUGCAACAAGACAUUUAGGAAAACACUGAAGGACGUUCUGGUCUGCAAGUACUGAAGAUUCUCUCUAAACCUUGACUGAAGAGACACUUACGAGCAGACUUAGUGUUCAGAACAUGAAUCUAUUAAUCAAACAAGACCGUUGUAUAACAGUGCCCUUUUAGUAUCAGGUGAUGGUAACUUCACCUAUCAAAGUGUUCCCAUGAUGGUGUUAAGGACCAUGAACGGGGACUAUCGCACUGUUCACGUGAUUGUGUUCAGCACCAUGGACAGGGACCACCACACUGGUUGUGUGAUGGUGUUCAGCACUAAGGACGGGGACCACCACACUGUUC
This is a messenger RNA of Branchiostoma floridae (Florida lancelet), 1811 nucleotides long. RefSeq names its product muscarinic acetylcholine receptor M1-like. The transcript has a single exon. Gene Ontology annotation, molecular function: G protein-coupled acetylcholine receptor activity. Gene Ontology annotation, cellular component: plasma membrane. Gene Ontology annotation, biological process: adenylate cyclase-activating adrenergic receptor signaling pathway. The record is from RefSeq and is a predicted model, not a curated record. NCBI's taxonomy places the organism in Eukaryota, Metazoa, Chordata, Leptocardii, Amphioxiformes, Branchiostomatidae. Bases 2 to 1534 code for a protein of 510 amino acids.